CAGUUAUGUUUUGAGAAAGGAGACAUAAUAACUGUAACCCAGGCAUUAGAUGGAGGUUGGUGGGAAGGAACAUUAAAAGGAAAGACAGGAUGGUUUCCUAGUAAUUAUGUGAAAGAUUUCAAAUCAGGUCAUGGUACUGGGAUGAAAUCUAAUAGAAAUUCAGAUGUCAGUGUAAUCAAAAGAGAGAGUAUGCAGUUAUAUCAUAAUGUUGUUUUAAAGAAUGUGAUUGAAACUGAAAGAACUCAUGUAUCUGAACUAACCAAAGUCCUCAAGAGUUAUUUAUUACCACUACAAGGAACUGGCAUAUUAAACCCUGGUGAAUUUUGUCAGUUAAUUGGUAACUUAGAAGAUAUUGCAGCAUUCCAAAAAAUAUUCCUGGCAUCUUUAGAAGAAUGUGAAAAACUGCCGCCAUCCCAGAGAAGAAUAGGGGGUGUUUUUAUGCAGCAUGCUGAACAAUUAAGAAACCUGUACAUUCAAUAUUGUUCUAAUCAUCCUUUAGCUGUCUCCAUAUUACAACGCCAUAGAGAAGCAUUAAGUCGGUAUAUGGAAACAUUGGGUGUACCAGCACCAGGUUCUAUGACUUUAACUACACAUUUAUCUAAAGCUUUCACAAGACUAGAAAAAUACCCCAGUUUAUUAAAAGAAUUAGAGAGACACAUUGAGGAAAGUCAUCCAGAUAGAGGUGAUACACAAAGAGCUAUAGCUGUUUAUAGAGAUAUAGCUAAUUCCUGUAUGGAAAUAAGGAAAUUAAAAGAAAUGGAACAUGAAAUAGUUGCUAGUAAUAUUAAAGAUUGGGAAGGAGAGGAUAUAACUAAACUAGGUGAAGUUAUACAUCUAUCACAAGUUAAAAUACAUACAAAUACUGGUGAGAAAUAUGAACGUAUUUGUAUAUUGUUUCCACAUUGUCUAGUCAUGUUGUCUAUGAGUCCAAGAUUAAGUGGUUACCAAUAUGAGGCUAAACUACCAUUAAGUGGUCUAGUAGUAACAAGAUGUGAAGCAGGAGAUAGGUAUCCUAAUGGUUUCGAAAUCUCAGGGAACAUGAUAGAACCAAUGGUUAUUACUUGUGGAACUAAGAAUGAAGUUUUAACUUGGGUUGAUAUUUUAAGACAACAAAUUAAACAAGCUAUUAAUACUGGCUCAACUAAACCACAAAGUUUACAGGUAAAGAUAGUCAAAAAAAGAGUGAAUCUUAAAGAUGGGUUUCCUUGUUAUUUUUCACAGCCAAGCAUCAGUACAAUGACACCAGCUAAAACAGCCAAAGUUUCUCAAACUGGUCUGAUGAAAUCCAACAGCACCUGGAGCAUGUCUUGUUUACGUCCUUUUCCACCCAUCAGACCAUCUUUAGCUUGUAGAGAAGAUGCUUUAAAAAGUCCUAAAGCAGCCCGGAAAUCAGUUCAAAGCAAAAGGAAACCAGGUAUGUGGCUUAUUAUUGUAUUUGCUUUAUAUUAUGAUCCUAAGGUUUAUAAUGAAGAUGCGUUUAUAUUAGAAGUUAUAGAAGCCUAUCAUAAUAGUGCUAAAACCAGGCAUACAUUAACAUCAUUUCAUCUCAAUCCCCAAGUUUUGGUUGCUGAAGAUGAGAAAAUCAUGGAUGUGGAUGGUUUGACAGAGACAACAUUGGUAGACAGUGUUUAUGCUUUGAAAGAUAAAGUUAAAGAUCUAGAACAGGAACAGAAAAAGUUAAAGAGAGAUAUAGAUGAUGAAAGAAAAGAAAGAAAGAAACUCGAACAAAUUGUUAAAAAAUGUCUAGGAACCAAUAUAUUUGAAGUCUCAAAAGAAGAAAGUAUUACGUGA
Lottia gigantea (owl limpet) is the source of this 1791-nucleotide messenger RNA. RefSeq lists its product as hypothetical. The record is from RefSeq and is a predicted model, not a curated record. NCBI's taxonomy places the organism in Eukaryota, Metazoa, Mollusca, Gastropoda, Lottiidae. The transcript is spliced from 16 exons. Gene Ontology annotation, molecular function: guanyl-nucleotide exchange factor activity; protein binding. The annotation marks the transcript as partial.